Elgaria multicarinata webbii is the source of this 945-nucleotide messenger RNA. Its product is annotated as olfactory receptor 2D3-like. The record is from RefSeq and is a predicted model, not a curated record. The transcript has a single exon. Gene Ontology annotation, molecular function: G protein-coupled receptor activity; olfactory receptor activity. NCBI's taxonomy places the organism in Eukaryota, Metazoa, Chordata, Lepidosauria, Squamata, Anguidae. The coding region runs from base 1 to 945 and encodes 314 amino acids. Gene Ontology annotation, cellular component: plasma membrane. Gene Ontology annotation, biological process: G protein-coupled receptor signaling pathway; detection of chemical stimulus involved in sensory perception of smell.
AUGGCACCUGAGAACCUCACCUAUGUCACAGAGUUCAUCUUGGUAGGACUCUCCAAUGACCGGAAGAUGCAGCUUCUGCUUUUUGUCAUCGUCCUCAUCAUCUAUUUACUCAGCGUAUUGGGGAAUCUGCUAAUCAUCAUUCUGGUGUGGGCAGACUCCUCCCUCCACACACCCAUGUACUUCUUUCUGAUACACCUGUCGGGCCUGGAAAUCUGUUAUGUCACCAGCACGUUGCCUCAGAUGUUGGCUCACCUCCUGUCUGGCAACAGAGCCAUCUCCUUCACUCGUUGUGCAACACAGAUGUACAUCUCAUUGGCUCUUGGUGGCACAGAAUGCCUUCUUCUGGCUGCCAUGGCCUAUGACCGCUACUUGGCCAUCUGCCAUCCCCUGUUAUAUGCUGUUUCUAUGGGCAGGUGGUGCCAGAUGCGACUUACAACAGCUUCCUGGGCAGGUGGCUUCCUCAUUGCUGCAAUAAAUGUAGGUAGCACUCUUCGCCUGCCCUUCUGUGGCCCCAACCUUGUCAAUCACUUCUGCUGUGAACUUCCUGUGGUUCUGAAACUCUCAUGUGCUGACACCCAUAUCUUGGAGGCUAUGAUAUUUGGGGCAUCUGUGCUGGCCCUUUUGCUUCCUGUAUCUGUUGUCGUGACAUCCUAUGGGCUCAUUCUGUGCUCUGUGUUGCAAAUGCGGUCAACUGCGGGACAGCGCAAAGCCUUCUCCACAUGCGCCUCCCACCUGGUGGUGGUCACCAUGUUCUAUGGCACUGCCAUCUCUAUGUACAUGAGACCUCGGACACGCACAGCUCCUGAUCGUGACAAGCAGAUUGCUGUCUUUUACAUUGUGGUCACUCCUGUGCUCAACCCUAUCAUUUACACCUUGCGGAACAAGGAUGUCCAUGGGGUGGUAGCCAAGGUGCUGAGAAGACAGCACUUUGAACAAAAAGGGUGA